UCGCCACUUAUAGUCCCACAGCGCAGACGGAGUUGUCCAAGACGAGAGUAAACGCAAGCAUGAACACACCAGAUGGGUCAGACUCACCGGGUCAGAUGGCCAUAGAAGUGUCACAAAACAACAUGGAAGUCUUCAAGAAACCUAUUCAGCCAGCUCCUCGGAAGAAGAAAAAAGUGCUAGAUGAAGAGAGUUAUGUCAAGGAAGUGGAGAAAAUAAUAGAGAGAGAUUUUUUCCCUGACCUGGAAAAUUUGAAGGACAGGCUAGAAUACUUGGAUGCCAGAGAGCAGAAUGACAUGGUCAAAUUAAGGGAACUUUACUCCAAAUACUCCGCUGGGAAGGAAACGCCUGUCCUCCGCAAUGUCGAGGAGAGUCCAGCAACAUUUGAGACUCCCUCUGAGAGCCGAGGAGAUGCAACACCCAGGAUGGCAAGUGCUUUUGGAGAAGGGUUGGAAACACCAGAGACGAAUAAAAAAGAUAAACAAAGUGACAAGAGCUCUGUGAGUGGCAAAGAGAUGUCGCUGGAUGAAUUCCUUCAAAACCACACAAGUGAAGAUAAUGAAAGCUUUGAGCAGAUAAUGGAGAAGAGUGAGCAGCGCUUCAGGGCCAAGUACUAUUGGAUGUUUGAUGCAGAAGAAAAACACAACAAGGAACACUUACCAAAUCUUGCCCUACCAACGACUGAGCAGCAAGCUCAAGCCUCAACCUUGGCCAUCACAGGAACCUCAGUGCAAAAUGAUACCCGGCCCAAGCAGGUGGAAAAUUGGAAAUUUGAAACGUUCAACUCUGUCAUGUUUGUGCCUGAUGCGGCACCUCUAUCAAAGGCAAGAUCAGUAGAACUUGCGAAACAGAAGAAGCGGGAAAUAAGCCUUUCAAACACCAGGUUUGAGGGCAACCCCUUUACUGAGACCUUGAGCCAAGCUGCAAUGAUUGAGGCGUCAGCUAUCCAAGCCAGCAAAAAGGAGGGCAAAGUGGGAGUGGAUGGCAAGGAGCUGGGGAAGGACACCCCAAAGGUGAACGGCUAUAGCUUC
Penaeus indicus is the source of this 1028-nucleotide messenger RNA. Its product is annotated as splicing factor ESS-2 homolog. The record is from RefSeq and is a predicted model, not a curated record. NCBI's taxonomy places the organism in Eukaryota, Metazoa, Arthropoda, Malacostraca, Decapoda, Penaeidae. The transcript has 6 exons. Gene Ontology annotation, cellular component: catalytic step 2 spliceosome. The annotation marks the transcript as partial.